Molecule: messenger RNA, 477 nt
Organism: Chrysochloris asiatica (Cape golden mole)
Lineage: Eukaryota; Metazoa; Chordata; Mammalia; Afrosoricida; Chrysochloridae
Gene: CUNH9orf85
Product: chromosome unknown open reading frame, human C9orf85
Exons: 4
Source: RefSeq, a predicted model, not a curated record
AUGAGUUCCCAAAAAGGGAACGUGGCUCGUUCCAGGCCGCAGAAGCACCAGAAUACGUUUAGCUUCAAAAAUGACAAGUUUGAUAAGAGUGUUCAGACUAAGAAAAUAAACGCCAAACUUCAUGAUGGAGUAUGUCAACGCUGUAAAGAAGUUCUUGAAUGGCGUGUAAAAUACAGCAAGUACAAACCACUAUCAAAACCUAAAAAAUGUGUUAAAUGUUUACAAAAGACAGUGAAGGAUUCUUAUCACAUAAUGUGCAGACCUUGUGCUUGUGAGCUUGAAGUUUGUGCUAAAUGUGGAAAGAAAGAAGACAUUGUUAUUCCGUUUAAUACAGAACCAGAAAAGACAGAAGAUACUAAAAAUAAUCUAAGUUCCAACUGUAGAAGAAGCCGCAUAAGAAAUGAAGAUGAAAGUGAUGGUGACUUGGAUUUUUAUAUUGAUUUAGAUGACACUGAUGAAGACAAUUAAAUGAACUAA